AUUGUGUCAGUUUUUUGUUCAGAUACUGCGAGUUCGUGUGUUUAUAAUAGUUCCUCGUCAUGGGUCGAAAACGAAAACAGGAUGACGAUGAUCCAUCUCAAAUCGACCUUCCUCCGCGUCAUUUGCAAACUCCUCACGCACGUUCGCAACGAAAGAGACUUGUUGUAGUCCUGGAGAACUCGCUUAUGGAAUCUAUCCGUGUUGGCGGUGGAUUCGAACUUCUGAAUGCAGAUGACCAUACGAGUGAACUGAAAAAACUCGGUAGAACGGCAGGUUCUGCCCGUCCUGAUAUCACUCAUCAGUGUCUGCUCAUGCUCAUGGAUUCACCCUUGAAUCGCGCCGGCUUGCUUCAGGUAUACAUCCAUACAAAUAGAAAUGUUCUAAUUGAAGUGAAUCCGCAAACGCGGAUACCCCGAACGUUUCCGAGAUUUGCUGGGCUCAUCGUACAAUUGUUGCACAAGCUCAGCGUUCGAUCUGCUGAAUCUGGAGACAAGCUCAUGAAAGUAAUCAAGAACCCCAUCACCAGCCAUUUUCCUGCUGGAGUUCGGAAAGUACUCAUGUCCUUCAGCGCCGAAAAACUCGUGAAAGCGAGAGAUCUCGUUCCGGCUGAUGACGAGCCUCUCGUUAUUGUCGUUGGGGCUAUGGCUCACGGGAAGGUUGAGAUCGACUACCACGAAGACGAAAUGGCCAUCAGUAGCUACCCGUUGUCCGCUGCCUUGACGUGCACCAAGUUGUGUGAUGCAUUUGAGGAUGCCUGGGGUGUCCAUUAAAGUUUUUCUACGAGUGGA
Molecule: messenger RNA, 788 nt
Organism: Notodromas monacha
Lineage: Eukaryota; Metazoa; Arthropoda; Ostracoda; Podocopida; Cyprididae
Source: the annotation of a GenBank genome assembly